UCUGACUAUACACUUUACUCUCUGCACAAAGUCUUUCUCUAUUCUCUUGGAAAGAGAUCCAACCACCAUGGCUACGCCCAACGCCGUCGCAGAAUUCAUGCUAAUCACCGGAGCACCAGAGUCCGUCGCGGUCCAGAAAUUAGAGGAACAUCGAGGCAAUGUCAAUGAUGCUAUUAAUGAUCAUUUUCUUCGAGGAGACGGACAUAUAUUAUCAGGUCAAGGGCAAAAUCUUGGUGCUACUGCUGCCCCAUUAGAUAAUAACGCUGCUCCAAGUAAUCGAAAAAUUGGAAUUCCGACUAUUGUGAAUGCUGCUAGAACCUUCCGACCUUCACUGUUACUUGAUGCAAAUUAUAGGCGAGAACUUCGAGAUCUAUGUGUUGGGAUUGGUGCUUCUGCAUUUAGGAGUCGCCCACCAUCUCUUGCUUCCCAUCCGUUAGAGGCGAGGGAAGGUCCUGCAGGGAUCAAUAGUGCAUGGGAGCCACAUUAUCAAUCAAGAUUGAACACUGCACAUGUUCCUGAUGCUGAACUAGAGGAAGCAAUGCUUCAAGCAGCGAUAGAGGCCUCAAGAAUGGGGGGGAGAGGAGGUUCUUCAAGGGAGCAAGUUGGUGUUCUUGAUGAUUCAUCUGAUGAUGGGUUUCCUCAAAGUCAUAUUCAACAAGAAGAUGAUGAUUUGGCUCAUGCAAUUUCGUUGUCCUUAGAGACGGCAGAGAAGGAGAAAGCAAUCCGUGAGCAUCUAAUAUUGGAGGAGAAGGAAGGGCAAGGAGCUUAUGAUUUGUUAGACAAGGAAAAGAAAACCAACAGUAGCAGAAGCCAAUUAGAGGAAAUGGGGAAAAUGCUUGACAAGAAAGAAGUUAGGCUUUCCAAGGAACCACCUUUAUGUAAUGAAACAAUUACUAUUGUUGUUCGAAUGCCAGAUGGUCAUCGUCUUAAUCGUCGCUUUCUCAAAACUGACAAACUUGAGAAUCUUUUUGAUUUCGUAGACACUGUUAGAUUUCAAGGGGAGAAGCCUGGGACAUACAGACUUGUAAGGUCAUACCCGCGUUGUGCUUUUAGUAUUAAAGAUUGCUCAUCAACCUUCAAUGAAGUAGGUCUUAGUAAUGACGAGACUCUUUUUCUGGAGAUGGAUUGAAUAUGAAGGAAAAAGAUAUAAAUUGAUAGGAACAAGAACUUGUAUUUUGUAAAUAUACCUUCUGUGAUGUUUCUCCAAGUUGUCUCAAUAUGGGCCAUGUUGCCAUAUGAUGUGUUUAUCUCCUUAAUUAGAAUGAACAUUUGUCUUUUUUUUAAAACAUUUUUAUUUAUUUAUUAUAAUUACAAUGACAACACUAAGAUUUAAACUUAAAACUAUUUACGUUCUAUC
Molecule: messenger RNA, 1357 nt
Organism: Cajanus cajan (pigeon pea)
Lineage: Eukaryota; Viridiplantae; Streptophyta; Magnoliopsida; Fabales; Fabaceae
Product: plant UBX domain-containing protein 9
Molecular function (GO): ubiquitin binding
Source: RefSeq, a predicted model, not a curated record